GACCGAAGGAUGGAAAAUGGACUACUUACAAGAAGAACCUCGUUGAGCUUUACAAAUUGGAGGAUAAUAAGUAUUCCAUCAAGGACCUUGAAACAAUGACUCAAGAUCAAGAUGAGAGCGUACGGACAUUUGGGAUGCGUUUCCAGAAGAUCUCUGACGUGCUGAUGAAGAAGGGGAAAAUCUCAGAGGUCGAGCGCUGUACUAUCUCCAUCGGACACUUGUCCAAAGGUAGGCAAAAGAGUAUACUUAGAGAUCUUCCGCGCGACAGGCUUGAUUUCCCAGAAGUCCUAACGCUCGUGAUAAAGGCAGAGGCAGACGAUUACAAGGACUUGGUGUGGAGAGGGAUGAGGAGACAUGACUUCUCUCUCUACAAGGAGUAUGCCACGGAUAGAUGUCCUGAUUUAAAGGACUAUCCCUGGUCGGAGAAGAAUGAGGCCGUGGCUGAGGAAGUGAAGCAGAUACGAGACAUGGUGAAGGGAUUGACGAGACAGGUUACAGAGAUUGUAACCACUACAGGGGCCACGGCCUACCGGGACAAACCUAGAGGACCCUAUUCACUUCGCUGGGACCGUAGGAACAACGAUCCCUGGAGGAGUGUCGAGGAUAGAAAUCCUCGGAUGCUGACUGAUUAUCGUACGAGGGAAAGAGAGAGAGGCGAUGAGCCAUUGCGACGUAGGAACGAUGAGAUAGAUCGAGACCGCAGAGAUCGCGAGCCGUUUGCGCGAGCGAGGAGGCUGGAUGAUUACCCGCGAAGCCCUCUCUAUGAGGCCGAUCGGGGUAGAGGCGACUCCCGCGGCCGAUGGGAGACAGAUCAGGGCCGACGAGAUGGAUAUAGGGACGACAGAUACGAGAGAUCAGACCGAGAUGAAUAUAGGGACGACAGAUACGCGAGGUCAGGUCGAGACGGCUACAGAGGUGGUAGGUAUGAAAGAGGAGAUCGGGACUGGGAACGACGAGAUGGGUCGCGCGGACGGUUUGAGCGCAGGGGAGAUGCGAGAGAGCAGCGCGACGAGUCGCGGGGUUGUACAGCCGAGGGGACCGACGCGACGAGUCACGAGGGCGAUAUGACUCAAGGGACUGCCGGAAUGAUUCGUGAGGGCGGUAUGAGCAAGGAGGGUCUGGAGGAGACCGCCGCAACGAUUCGCGCGGUCGGAAUGAGAGAGGAGGAUAUGGCGUCUCAUCAGAACCAUAUUCCAAACGACAGGCCAUCUACUCCCAGGAACUCAUGCGUCUACUGUAGAGGAGAAGAUCAUAUCAAGAGGGAUUGCCCGGACCUUAAACGGGCAAAAGAUGAGGGACUUGUCGUGCUUGACGACCGCAAGUACGUCAAGUGGGCAGAUGGUCUAGGAGAUGUAUCGAUGUUCCCUUCGAUGAAGGGGAAUGUCGAAGCGAGGAGAGUAAAGUCGAGUAAAGAAAAGGAGCCGGUAAGGAGCCAGAGCAUCAAGAUAACCUUUGAGGGGGAUAUGGCGACCACACCCAUAAGGGUGGCAGCCAUUAAGUCGGCGAGAGGGUCUACAUCGAAGAAGACUGAUACGGAUUACGUGAUGAUGGAGAAGGACGGGCAGCGGGUCGAUGGAGAGGAGGUUAUCCUUUCGCCGCGAAAGAGGGGAGUGAAGAAGUUCUUAAUGAAGAGUUCGCUGGACGAGAUUGACACGGUCGAGCCACUGAGGCGGGCCCUUCGGCAACCCAUGCAGUGCUCUAUUCUGGAGUACCUGGCGGCAUCGAAGCCGGCUCGUGAUGAGUUACAGAUGAUCACGUGGAAGACUCGCAUACCUCUAUCGGAGGAGGGUCAGGGGGCCCCUAAGGCGGAAGCUCCUACAGUAGCAGUAACGGGGGUGACUGCCAGAGCGGAUUGCAUGGCGACAGUCCUUCUCGAUGAAAUGGAAGGUGUGCCUCCAGACAAGUUUUAUACACUUGGUAGCGGGGUCGUGGAGACGAUUAUAAACGAUGGAGCGGUACUCGAUGCUGUGAUCGAUAACGGCAGUGAGGCUGUCAUCAUAGACGAGGACCUGGCAGUACAGGUUGGACUAGGCCUCGAUAGGUCAUACCUAUUCGAGAUAGAGACGGCUGAUGGGAGAAAGCAACAGAUCACUGGGGUUUGUCACAAGGCAGCUAUAGAGGUCCAAGGGGUACGAGUGACCGUGCCUGUCUUUGCAGUCAAGAACUGCAGCUCCGACCUGCUCUUGGGUCGAACGUGGCUGAGCCACGUGCAUGCGGUGACGAUAGAGCGACCUGAUGGGAGCCAAACAUUGUCCAUUAGGAAGCCAGACGGGACGUGGGUAAUGAUUGAGACGGUGGAGCCUCGGGACCCAAGGAACAGAGCAGCUCUCGCUGUGGGCGCGAGACCCAGUGAUCAGAUUAAGUCGUUACCUAUCUCCGGUCGCGCGGUGCGAUUUCGCGAGAAGAAAUAUGGACCACUGCUCACAGAGGAAGAAGGUUGGAUCGUGGAGGUGAAAGAUUUAGGGAGUCGGCUAAUAGUGGAUGGCAACUCGUACCUAAAGGAAAAAGAUGAGGAAUUUGGCGGUGUGGUAUCCGUGUCUUUUUUAAGGGCACGGCCCCCUAUGGGGGGCUACCCAAGCGACACAAGCGAGUAGCUCAAAAAGUUAAGCCAGCGGCAGUGGGCCGCGAGCGAUCUGCACUGGAAGGGAUAUCGAAAAAAGAGAUCGCGAAAGAAAUCAAAGAAAGAAAGAAAAACGAGCCGCAACGCCUAACGGAAGA
Messenger RNA from Chara braunii, 2718 nucleotides. The record is from the annotation of a GenBank genome assembly. Lineage: Eukaryota; Viridiplantae; Streptophyta; Charophyceae; Charales; Characeae.